Suillus fuscotomentosus is the source of this 306-nucleotide messenger RNA. RefSeq lists its product as uncharacterized. The record is from RefSeq and is a predicted model, not a curated record. The coding region runs from base 1 to 306 and encodes 101 amino acids. The transcript has a single exon. Lineage: Eukaryota; Fungi; Basidiomycota; Agaricomycetes; Boletales; Suillaceae.
AUGCAGAGCGAGGAAGAUUUUUCGGACGAUACGCAGAGUGAGGAAGGUUUUUGGUCCGCGCCUCAGUCUCCGUCACACGAUUUACCCGUCAAGCUUCCUGGAAAAUGUUGGGCUGAAUCAGAGUCUCACUUGCAAGCGUUGCAAUUGAUUGUUCGUCUUGGACAACCUUUUGGCGCGUUUCUACUAGCGCAGCAGCGUGGCGGAGAAUACAAGAGAAUCGCGUCAGAUCAUGAUAUCAUUGCACAAGUCGAAGACGUGGCUUCCAUCAACGAGAUGAUGGACAUCAGGACACUAGAGAUACUGUAG